Messenger RNA from Gongylonema pulchrum, 189 nucleotides. NCBI's taxonomy places the organism in Eukaryota, Metazoa, Nematoda, Chromadorea, Rhabditida, Gongylonematidae. The record is from the annotation of a GenBank genome assembly.
GGCCAGAAUUACGAGGAGGCGAUGAGCUUUAUUAAGCUAAAAUUCAGUGAGUUGAAUUUGAAUCCGGAUAAGAAAACAAUUUACAUGCACGAAACGUGCGCAACGGAUACGAACCAAGUGCAGCUGGUGAUAACGAGUGUUAUCGACACCAUCAUCCAGAAGAACCUGCAGAAGGCUGGCAUGAUGUGA